AUGGAAGGCAUCAGCCGAUUUGCUAAUUAUUUCGGGAACCAGAAUCUUAUUCAUUUUCCUAUUAGCGAAACAUCUCCAGGAUUCAGUAGUCUCUCUCCAUCUUUGCAAUCUCCAAAUAUGUUCACUAACUCUUCUUCACAGAUUAUCCCUCCGAGUCCAAUCCCGAAUGACGCGACUCAGGAGAUGGUGGAAAGUUCAGGUGGCGCCCAUGGAACGAUGAUGAUAUCCAACAACAAUCUUCCUCAUCAGCCGUUGGACAUUGAUCUGCCUCCUCAAGGAUGUAAAAAAGGCACUGCUGAUAUUCCUACGGAAGAGUCUGUUGAUAUCACAUCUCAUGAAUCUAAUGCUGAUCCCAUUGGUGCUCCUUUACUCCCUUCUUUUGAUUCUGAAGUUGUUGCUGAAAAGCAUGCUACGAACCUCAGCUCCCUUAAAAGUGGUAGCGAAGACGAUGACAAGGACAAAUAA
Molecule: messenger RNA, 465 nt
Organism: Brassica oleracea var. oleracea
Lineage: Eukaryota; Viridiplantae; Streptophyta; Magnoliopsida; Brassicales; Brassicaceae
Product: probable WRKY transcription factor 10
Exons: 3
Coding region: 1-465 (154 amino acids)
Source: RefSeq, a predicted model, not a curated record